This is a messenger RNA of Suillus subalutaceus, 513 nucleotides long. RefSeq lists its product as uncharacterized. The transcript is spliced from 3 exons. The coding region runs from base 1 to 513 and encodes 170 amino acids. NCBI's taxonomy places the organism in Eukaryota, Fungi, Basidiomycota, Agaricomycetes, Boletales, Suillaceae. The record is from RefSeq and is a predicted model, not a curated record.
AUGUCAUUGCUGAUCGCGAUGUGUCGAUCCUCAUUGACUUCGUCUGUUCAGUCUGAUCAAGAGCCUCUUCUCAAAGCCCUCCUCAAAGAAGUCGAGGACUGGCUCGAAAACGUAUGCUCAUGCUCAUCGAUCAAUGACCUCAAUGCAACUUUCUUGAACAUGAUAAACUCCACGACAGAACCCAAUUUUUUGAUGCCCGGACCCUCAGAGAACCGUUCAUUUCUGGGUCUACAUUCAGGCUACUGCUCGAGCAGUUCUGCAUCAGACAUUCAGAACACUUAUUGUCCAAGGUACUCCAAGGCUUUGAUUUGUCAACAUUUAACAGCACAGUUCAAGAGUCAUUCGGUUCUAGAGAUUCGACUAAAUGGCAACCCUGUCGCAUUUGAGCUAUUUAUGUUCGUGCUAAAACAGGACGACUGCAGCCCAGAUUCGAAUCCAUCUACAAAUGGCUCAAAGGGUUUCCUGCUACGUUGGAUGGCUUAUGACCAUUUAUUACAUCAUUCCCCUCAAUAA